UAAUCAGGGCUUUUUUGAAGAGGAAGAGGGUAAGGAAUAUAUUUACAAAGAGCCCAAAUUAACAGGCCUAUCUGAAAUCUCUCAGCGACUGAUGAAACUUUAUGCAGACAAGUUUGGAACAGACAAUGUAAAGAUAAUCCAAGAUUCCAAUAAGGUUAACCCCAAAGAUUUAGAUCCUAAAUAUGCAUAUAUCCAAGUAACCUAUGUCACACCCUUCUUUGAAGAGAAAGAAGCUGAAGAACGUAAGACUGACUUUGAAAUGCAUCACAAUAUCAACCACUUUGUGUUUGAAACGCCGUUCACCUUGUCAGGAAAGAAGCACGGGGGUGUAGAAGAACAAUGCAAGAGACGGACAAUUCUGACAAGU
This is a messenger RNA of Notechis scutatus (mainland tiger snake), 367 nucleotides long. Lineage: Eukaryota; Metazoa; Chordata; Lepidosauria; Squamata; Elapidae. The record is from RefSeq and is a predicted model, not a curated record.